This is a messenger RNA of Acanthochromis polyacanthus (spiny chromis), 1364 nucleotides long. It is a transcript of the gene bacc1, whose product is annotated as chromosome 17 C17orf49 homolog. The record is from RefSeq and is a predicted model, not a curated record. Bases 288 to 899 code for a protein of 203 amino acids. Lineage: Eukaryota; Metazoa; Chordata; Actinopteri; Pomacentridae. Gene Ontology annotation, cellular component: NURF complex; MLL1 complex. The transcript is spliced from 6 exons.
ACAUUCCCUUUCUCCGUGUGUCUUUGUUGAUCGAUAUGUAUAUUUUUCCUCCGAAUAUGUAAUUUAUUGUUGACUCCAGAUCAAACCACCGUCUCUGAUCGGAUCUGACCUGCCGAAGGUUUCUGGUUUUAAAGAAAAAAAUAAUCUCACGUAGCUCUUUAUGGACGCUGUUGGUCACCGGAGCUAGCUUCAGAAGCUAACUUUAGCUAGUAGCUAGCCUGUGACUAAAACAAACAAACAAAACAAAAAACAAGUUUAACGAGAAAACCUGCCGCCGUUUCACCGACAUGACGUCAGCUUCCGCCAAGGUCGGGGAGAUUUUCUCAGCAGCCGGAGCAGCUUUCACCAAACUGGGAGAACUGACGAUGCAGCUUCACCCGGUGUCCGACUCCAGCCCUGCAGGAGCGAAGUGGACGGAGACGGAGAUCGAGAUGCUUCGUUUGGCUGUCAGACGCUUCGGAGACGACCUGAACAACAUCAGCACGGUGAUCAAGGAGCGCACAGUCGCUCAGAUUAAGAGCACGGUGAAGAGGAAGCUGUACGAGGACAGCCGGGUCCCCAUUUCCUCUGAGUCCCCGAAGAAGACGGUCAAGAAGGCGGCCAUGACGUCGCCCCCCGCCCCCUCCACGCCCACCAUGAUCGCCGUGCCGACCUCACAAGUUGUCGUGGCGACGGGGAUGCAAAGCACCCCCUCCCUGGCUCCGCCCAUCAAGAAACAGAAGACGGCAGACGUGACGCUCAGCGCUCUGAAUGACUCGGACGUGAACAGCGACUUGGUGGACAUCGAAGGACUCGGCGACGGUUCGUCCAACAAGAAGCUCAACUUUGACCAGGAGAGCCUCAACCUGGACUCCAGCCUCAUCAUGAACUCCAGCGACCUUCCUCUUCUGUCCCGCUGACCUGGAGGUGGUUUUUCUUUAAAGAGGACGGUCCUGUUACCUGAAGUUUCUAAAACUCCAUUCUCUGCAUUCUGUAGCUUAAAACAUGAAACUUAAACUCUUUAUUUUUGUGUUGACAGAUCAUUUUGAAGCAGAAUUGUUUUUUUUCCAGAGACUUUUUUGUUUUCAUGUCAGUUUCUGUUUUUGAAAUCACACAAACAUCCGUCGUUUAUCAUGAAGAAUUGUGUCAAACUAAUGCUUUAAAUAAUGUUUUCAUCCUCAAACCUGGAAUCUGAUGACUUAAGCUAAAUGUUGUGCCGCCUGAUCACGUCUGUAAAGUCGGAAUCUAUUAAAAAUAAAGACGUUUGUGUUGGAGAAAGGUGUUCAAACAUUAAAUCUGUUGGAGCAGAACCUCAGAACACGAAACACUGGAAGCAGACUGUCAUCAUAGAUCCUGUUGUUUGGAAUAAAAAAACUUUACCUGCA